AUGAUUUCUAACUUAUUUUUAGAUUCGGUUGAGGAAGCAGUCUCAGAAUCCCUAAAAUCUAACAGAACAUUAGUAGUCUAUAACAGCAAUCAGUCAGAUGAUUGGCUCAAUAAAUGGUUCCAAGCAGAUGAUUCAAAUGUUUCUCAUUUAAAAGGGGCCGCAGUCUGGUUGAAAUUGGUUAAGGGAACUGCUCAGUUUCAAUAUUUUGAACAAGUCUUUCCAAAUGUUGUCGUGCCAAGUGUAUAUCUGGUACUUAAUGGUAAGAUCAAGACUAUCUUACAAGGAGAUGCUACUCAUAUAAUGUGGGGACUGUUAUUGCAAUCAUUAGGAAUAGUCGCAGGCUCCAUUCCAAAUCAUGAGGAACCAAAACCAGAAGUAAAAAAAAAGCCAUCGGAAACAUUUAGAGAAUCUGUUCAAGAGAUAAGCCAACAGGUAUAUCAUGAUGAAGUUGUGAAGGAAAGGAAAGCUGAUAGAGAAGAACGUGAACGUAUUUUGAAAUUAUUAGAGGCCGAUAAAGAGGAAAGAAAGGCAGCAGAGACUCAUUCUCAGGUUAUGGAUUCAGAACCUGUUGAGGUUCGUGAUAAUAUUAAAGAUAGAACAAGGUUACAUACCGCAAAUUGUACUUUACAAAUAAGAUUAACUAAUAGUGAAACUUUAACGCGUACUUUUAAAUCUAAUGAUAUUUUGAACGAAGUCAGAACUUGGGUUGACGUAAACAGAACUGAUGGAGAUCAUCCGUAUGCAUUCCAUAGAAAUAUUCCUCGCAUGACAUUCUCUGAUUCUGAUGAAAUGAAAACUUUGGAGGAAUUGGAAUUAACACCAAGAAGUGCGUUAAUUUUAAAACCUUUGGAUAUUGUAGAUAAAAAUAUAAAAAUUGCAGAAGCACAACAAGCAGGUCUCUUGAAUAAAGUUUAUUCUGGGUUCUCUUCCUGGUGGGGAAGUGCUCAACAGCAACAGCAACAAAAUAUGCAAGUCUCAUCCACUCCAUAUUCACGACCAGAACACAACGACUCACAGCAAUCUUCGUCAAGGAUCGUCCCUCAGAGUGAUUCUCAAAUCAAUAGGGAACAAUCAGAAACUAAUAUACAGUCAAGGUCGGUAACGCCAAAUGUUUACCAAUUGAUAAAUUCAGAUGAUGUAAAUGAUGACCAAGAAAAAAACACAUACAAUGGUAAUAAUAUUUCUCUAGAGAAAAAUGAUGAUGAUAAAUAG
Messenger RNA from Maudiozyma barnettii, 1212 nucleotides. RefSeq names its product Ubx6p (gene UBX6). The record is from RefSeq and is a predicted model, not a curated record. The coding region runs from base 1 to 1212 and encodes 403 amino acids. NCBI's taxonomy places the organism in Eukaryota, Fungi, Ascomycota, Saccharomycetes, Saccharomycetales, Saccharomycetaceae. The transcript has a single exon. Gene Ontology annotation, molecular function: protein binding.